CUCGGUGUGGAAGCUUUUCUGUUUACGCGCAUAAUACUCUUGCCCUCACGAGUCCAUCACCGCAAUAGUAUGCAGCUCACACGUUGCCUAUCCACUUCAAAGCCUUGCGCUCGCAGCGUAAGCCGCAAACUCCUGAUUGUUCGGGCUCAGUUGGACAGUCCUGCUGUCGGCUCCAAGGUGGAGCGAUGGCUUAAGACUCCUUUCGACAUCCUCGCUUUUGGGCCGCGGGCCGGAGCUGGUGCUCUGUUGUCUGCUCCUGAGCGCCUUCAGACUUUGCAGUCGGAUUUCGAGAAGGCGCUUGAGCUUUUGCAGGAUCCUCGCCCUAUCGAGGAGAAACAAACUGUCCUGCUGAAGGAGGUGGAGGAGACCCUGGUGGGUUUCCUGGAGAAGGGCGCAACUGUCGAGUCAGACGUGCUGGCAAACGUGAAGACCCUGCUACCGCCUGAAGCUGCCAACCUGCUCAAUGAGUUUAUUCCGGAGCCCCCCAACAAGCAACCCGACGUGGUGCCAGUGGAAGCCGUGGAUGCUGCACCGCAGCCACCGGUGACGUACUAUCAGGCCGAUGUCAUGGCCAACCAAGUAGCCUCCGAGAUGACGGAAAUUAAGAAGGCUGUGUCCGGGCUGAAGACCGCGCUGGACGCGGUCCGCCAGAACACGGAAGUUGCCAACACCAACAUCCUGCGCUUGAACCUGCGCGAGGCGCGGGACCAGCUGGCGCGCCGCGUAGCAGAGGUGUCUGCGUCCACCGAGUCAGAUCCUUCCAUUGCCGCUGCUACCCGGGAGGCGAAGAUUCUUCUGGAGGAAGUCGACAGCUCCUUCUUCGCUUCUUGA
Volvox carteri f. nagariensis is the source of this 831-nucleotide messenger RNA. RefSeq lists its product as uncharacterized. The coding region runs from base 70 to 831 and encodes 253 amino acids. Lineage: Eukaryota; Viridiplantae; Chlorophyta; Chlorophyceae; Chlamydomonadales; Volvocaceae. The record is from RefSeq and is a predicted model, not a curated record. The transcript is spliced from 5 exons.